Felis catus (domestic cat) is the source of this 15282-nucleotide messenger RNA. It is a transcript of the gene NBEAL1, whose product is annotated as neurobeachin like 1. The transcript is spliced from 55 exons. Gene Ontology annotation, molecular function: protein kinase binding. The record is from RefSeq and is a predicted model, not a curated record. Gene Ontology annotation, cellular component: membrane; cytosol. NCBI's taxonomy places the organism in Eukaryota, Metazoa, Chordata, Mammalia, Carnivora, Felidae. The coding region runs from base 85 to 8253 and encodes 2722 amino acids. Gene Ontology annotation, biological process: intracellular protein localization.
AAUAAAAUGAACAUGCUGUGGUCGUGAACAUAAUUUUUUUUUUUUUUUUGGAGGAAAAAUUAAAGUGCCAGAGUGAAAGCCAGAAUGGCAUCUAGAGAGAGGCUCUUUGAACUUUGGAUGCUUUAUUGUACAAAGAAAGAUCCGGAUUAUCUGAAGCUAUGGUUGGACAAUUUUGUUUCUAGCUAUGAACAAUUCUUAGAUGUUGACUUUGAAAAGCUGCCUACCAGGGUAGAUGAUGUGCCUCCAGGAAUAUCUCUACUUCCUGAUAAUAUUCUGCAGGUUCUAAGGAUCCAGCUACUACAGUGUGUUCAGAAAAUGGCAGAUGGGUUAGAGGAACAGCAACAAACUUUGUCAGUUUUGCUCCUCAAGUUCUUCAUUAUUCUUUGCAGAAAUCUGUCUAAUGUGGAAGAAAUUGGGACUUGCUCUUACAUUAAUCAUGUCAUCACUAUGACAACACUCUACAUUCAGCAAUUAAAAAGCAAAAAAAAAGAGAAGGAAUUGGCAGAUCAGACAUCUAUUGAAGAAUUUGUAAUCCAUGCAUUGGCAUUUUGUGAAAGUUUAUAUGAUCCAUAUCGGAAUUGGAGGCAUAGAAUUUCAGGACGAAUCCUUAGUACUGUGGAAAAGAGCAGACAGAAAUACAAACCAGCUUCUCUCACAGUGGAGUUUGUCCCUUUCUUUUAUCAGUGUUUUCAGGAAAGCGAACAUCUCAAGGAAAGUCUUAAGUGUUGCUUAUUGCAUCUCUUUGGAGCCAUUGUAGCCGGUGGGCAGAGGAAUGCUUUGCAAGCAAUUUCUCCAGCUACCAUGGAAGUUCUUAUGAGAGUUUUGGCAGACUGUGAUUCCUGGGAGGAUGGAGAUCCUGAAGAAGUGGGUAGGAAGGUAGAACUUACUCUGAAGUGCCUUACAGAAGUGGUACAUAUCCUUCUCACUAGCAGCUCUGACCAGCGUCAAGUGGAAACCAGCACUCUUUUGGAGAACUAUUUUAAAUUGCUAAAUUCAGAUCAUUCAGCUUUACCUAAUCAAAGGAGGUCUAGACAGUGGGAAAGCCGAUUCAUAGCUCUACAGAUAAAAAUGUUGAAUACCAUCACAGCCAUGUUAGACUGCACUGAUAGGCCUGUUCUUCAGGCCAUUUUUCUUAACAGUAAUUGCUUUGAACAUCUCAUACGACUGCUACAGAAUUGCAAGCUAUUUUUAAAUGCUAACAAUAAGGUGGCAGACAAGAACGAGAAAGACCUUGCCAACAAAUUACUGACAGAAAUGAAUGAGGACCAGGUGUUUCAGGGGCAAUUGGAUUGUUUGGCUAUAUCAACCAUUAAGGCUUUGACAGCAGUAAUGAAUAAAUCUCCAGCUGCUAAGGAAGUAUUUAAAGAAAGAAUUGGUUAUACACAUAUGUUUGAGGUUUUAAAAUCCCUGGGUCAGCCACCGCUAGAACUACUUAAAGAACUUAUGAAUAUGGCUGUAGAGGGUGACCACACUUCAGUUGGGAUUUUGGGCAUUAGUAAUGUCCAGCCUCUCUUGCUUCUUAUCCAGUGGCUUCCAGAGCUAGAAUCCCAUGAUCUGCAAAUCUUCAUUUCUGAUUGGCUGAAAAGAAUUUGUUGUAUUAAUAGGCAGAGUCGAACUACUUGUGUCAAUGCAAACAUGGGAAUUCACAUCAUUGAAACCCUUGGUUCCCAUUCUUCCCUCCAUCGAACUUGUGCUGAGAACUUGAUUGCACUUCAUGGUUCCUUGGGGAGUCAGUCAGUGAGCUCAGAAGAAAUACGUCAGCUGCUAAGAUUGCUGAGAGUGGAUGAAUCUGAGUAUAUUCACCCUUAUACUACUCCUGUGACUCGAGCAAUUCUGACAAUGGCCCGAAAACAAAGUCUAGAAAGCGCACUGCAGUAUUUUAAUUUGUCACAUAGUAUGGCAGGAAUCUCUGUGCCUUCCAUACAGAAAUGGCCAGGGUCUGCCUUUUCUUUCAAUGCUUGGUUUUGCUUAGAUCAGGAUCAGUUGACUCUUGGCAAUGCUAACAAAGGAGGAAAAAGAAAACAAUUGUACAGCUUUUUUACAGGAAGUGGCAUGGGUUUUGAAGCUUUUAUUACCCAUUCAGGUAUGCUGGUUGUUGCAGUGUGCACAAAAAGAGAAUAUGCUGCAGUUAUGCUUCCUGACCACAGUUUCUGUGAUUCCCUCUGGCACAACAUAACCAUUGUUCACAUGCCUGGAAAAAGACCCUUUGGUCAGAGCUUUGUCUAUAUCUAUGACAACGGACAGCAGAAGGUCUCUGCCCCUCUCAGAUUUCCUGCCAUGAAUGAACCUUUUAUUUCCUGCUGCAUUGGUUCAGCUGGGCAAAGAACCACCACUCCUCCACCAUCCCAAAUCCCAGAUCCACCUUUUUCUUCCCCCAUUAUCCCUCAUCGGACAUCAUUUGGUGGAAUUCUGUCAUCAGCCUCCUGGGGAGGAACACUUGAAAAAUCAAAAUUGAUUACCAAAUUGAUAUCAGCUGGAACUCAAGACAGUGAAUGGGGAUGUCCCACAUCUCUGGAGGGCCAGCUAGGGUCUGUUAUCAUAUUUUAUGAAGGACUACAGCCUCCUCAGGUGAAGGCAUUGUAUUUAGCAGGUCCAAACUGUUUAAGCCCUUGGAAAUUUCAAGAGUCUGACAUGGCUGACCUGUCUGGUAACAUCCUUCUUCACUAUACUGCAAAGGCUUGCAAAAAUUCAAUCUGUCUUGAUUUAUCUACUAAUUGUUUGCAUGGAAGAUUAACAGGAAACAAAGUCGUGAACUGGGACAUUAAGGACAUCAUAAACUGUAUAGGUGGAUUAAAUGUACUGUUUCCUCUGUUGGAACAAAUCAGCCACUUUGGUGAAGGACAGAUUUCUGAAGGAAUGAAUGAAAGUACAGUUUCUGAAUUGGUAACACCUGUAGAAGGAGAUUGGGUGGUAUUGACCUCCACAAAGGCUUCAGAGUCAAGAUUAGAGAGAAAUCUAAUUGCAACAUUUAUCUUGAUUGUGAAACACUUUAUUCAAAGACAUCCCAUCAACCAGGACAAUCUUAUUCACUCCCAUGGAGUUGCCACUCUUGGUGCCUUACUUCAGAAGGUGCCAAGUGCCUUGAUGGAUGUUAAUGUAUUGAUGGCAAUUCAAUUACUAAUUGAACAGGUAUCAUUAGAGAAAAAUAUGCAGCUCCUGCAACAAAUGUAUCAGUAUUUACUCUUUGACUUUCGUAUUUGGAACCGUGGAGAUUUUCCCUUCCGAAUUGGUCAUAUACAGUAUCUUUCCACCAUCAUCAAAGACAGCAGGAGAGUUUUCCGAAAGAAGUACGGUGUGCAGUUUCUCCUAGAUACACUUAGGAUUUAUUAUGGGAGUGAUUGUAAAUACAGUGAGCUGUCUGUAGAUGACAUUCGAACAAUAAGGACUUCUUUGUAUGGACUAAUUAAAUAUUUUCUGUGCAAAGGUGGAACUCAUGAAGAGAUACAAAGUAUUAUGGGUUACAUAGCUGCUAUCAAUGAAGAAGAACAGCUCUUUGGAAUUUUGGAUAUGCUCUUCAGUCUCCUGCGUACCAGCCCAACUAGAGGUCAGCUUUUCUUACUGCUGUUUGAACCAGGAAAUGCUGACAUACUUUAUGCCUUGCUCUUAAAUCAGAAGUACUCUGACAGACUAAGAGAAAUCAUUUUUAAGGUUAUGGAACAAAUGUUGAAAUGUACGAAUGUUUAUGAACGAAGUAAACAGCGCAUUCGGCUCAGAGAAGUUGGCUAUUCAGGAUUGGGACUUCUUCUUAAUGAAGCACCCGUUAAUGCCAAUCUCAUUAAAAGCCUCACCAAUCAAAUUAUAAAUACAGAUCCUGCUAUUAAUUUCAAAGAUCUGUUGUCCAUGGUAUAUAUAUCUCACAGGACACAUAUAAAUGUCAGGGUGAUUAUCUGCAGAAAGAUUUUACAGAUUUUGCAGUCCCAGCCAGAUGCAGCACAUCAAAUAUCUCAACAAGUGGGUUGGCAAGACACUUUGGUUAGGCUCUUUUUGAAAACAAAUUUUGACAAUGGAAAUACUCUUCAUAAGCACAGUAGAGCUCUUUCAAUGAAAGACAAUGAUAAAAAUGUGGUAGGUGAAGAUCUUAAGAGGAACUUCGACGAAAAGACUGAUGAGGAAAAAAUCAACUCUUUUGGCUCAGCUAAUGUGUCUUCCGAUCAGUGGAGUUUAGAGGAUAGACACUCUCUUGACUCAAACACACCAUUAUUUCAAGAAGAUAGUUCUGUGGGAGAAUUAACUUUCAAAUCAGAGAAUCAAGAAGAAUUCUGGAAUAAUAAUCCUUCACAUUUGAGUUUAGAUUUCAGUGGAAUAGACUCGUGUGAACUGAGCGACAGUGGAAGUCACAUGCCAGACAGCUUGCCUAGUACACCAUCCCCAAUAGAAUCUACUAAAUCAUUUUCUGUGCCAUCUGACAAAGAGAGCAGCAUCACAAAUGAUACGGGGUUUAGUGAUGACUUGUCGUUACUUGAAAGCCAAGAGAGAUGUGAGGAGGAGCUUCUUCAAUUACUGACAAAUAUUUUGAACUAUGUAAUGUGUAAGGGACUAGAAAAGUCAGACAAUAAUACUUGGAUUGAACGAGGACAAGUGUUUUCAGCACUAACUAAACCAGGAAUAUCCAGUGAACUACUUCGACCAUCAGAUGAAAUAAAAUUAAUUUUGCUACAGAAGAUGUUAGAAUGGGCAGUCAUGGAAAACAGAGAAUCAAACACGAAUCCAGUAACUGCUGAAAAUGCCUUGCGGCUCAUCCUGAUCAUACAGGACUUUCUGCAGUCAGAGGGGCUUGUUAAUUCAAACAUGUGGACUGAAAAGCUUUUAGAGGAUCUGAUGCUGCUCUUCGAUGGUCUGUCAGUUUGGUAUUCUGAAAGUUCAGUAUUGGCACAACUUUCUCAAGUUCAAAUCCAGUUACUUCUAGGAUUCAUUGGAAUGGGUAAUGUGCAGGUUUGUGCAAUGGCAUCAGCUAAGCUAAACACCCUUCUUCAGACCAAAGUGAUUGAAAAUCAGGAUGAAGCAUGUUACAUUUUAGGGAAGCUGGAACAUGUUCUAAGUCAGUCAAUCAAGGAACAGACUGAAAUCUACUCAUUUCUGAUUCCCCUUAUCCGUACCCUGGUUUCCAAAAUUUAUGAGCUUCUCUUCAUGAACUUGCACCUGCCUUCUUUACCUUUUACCAAUGGUAGUUCUUCAUUUUUUGAAGAUUUUCAAGAAUAUUGCAGUUCAAAUGAAUGGCAAGUUUACAUUGAAAAAUAUAUUGUGCCUUACAUGAAGCAGUAUGAAACCCUUACAUUUUAUGGUGGUCAUGAGAACAUGGCACUUUAUUGGAAGGAUUGUUAUGAAGCCUUAAUGGUGAAUAUGCAUAAACGAGACCGGGAAGGAGGAGAAAGCAAGCUUAAGUUUCAGGAGUUUUUUGUGGAGCCAUUUAAUCGAAAAGCACGCCAAGAGAACUUGAGGUAUAAUAAUAUGCUUAAACAACUUAGCAGUCAACAGUUAGUCACUCUGAGACGCUGGAAGGCAAUACAGCUCUAUCUUACAUCUGAAAGGGGACCUUGGGCUGAAAGGAAACAAAAUCCAGUUCACUGGAAACUAGCUAAUGUAGAAAAUUAUUCCCGCAUGAGACUUAAAUUGGUGCCAAAUUAUAACUUCAAAACUCAUGAAGACGCUAGUGCUUUGAGAGAUAAUCUAGGUAUCCAACACUCACAGCCUUCUAGUGAUUCAUUGCUUUUGGAAGUAGUGAAACAAGUAAAAGUUAGCAAUAUGGAAGAGGAUAAAUUAGACCUUCCUGAAGAAGACAUAACAGCCAGAGUAAAUAUUGAUGAAAAAGAAGAACAGGAUCAAAAAGAAAAAUUGGUGUUGUCAGAAGACUGUGAGCUCAUUACAAUAAUUGACGUAAUUCCUGGCAGAUUAGAAAUUACUACUCAACACAUUUACUUCUAUGAUUGCAGCAUUGAAAAAGAAGAUGGAGUAGGCUUUGAUUUCAAGUGGCCUCAUUCUCAGAUUCGAGAGAUUCACCUGCGGCGUUACAAUUUAAGGAGGUCCGCCCUUGAGAUUUUUCAUGUUGACCAAUCCAACUACUUUCUCAAUUUCAAAAAGGAGGUUAGAAACAAAGUAUAUAGCAGACUAUUGUCACUUCAUUCUCCAAAUAGUUACGGAACCAGAUCACCACAGGAAUUGUUCAAAGCAUCAGGAUUGACACAGAAAUGGGUGAACAGAGAGAUAACAAAUUUUGACUACCUCAUUCAAAUAAAUACAAUGGCAGGACGAACAUAUAAUGACCUUGCACAGUAUCCAGUGUUUCCCUGGAUUUUACAAGAUUAUACUUCGGAAGAGUUGGACCUUAAUAAUCCAUCUGUAUUUCGAGAUCUUUCCAAACCAAUUGGAGUAGUUAAUGAUAAAAAUGCCAAAGCCAUGCGAGAAAAAUACGAAAAUUUUGAGGAUCCUAUGGGAACUAUUGAUAAAUUUCAUUAUGGUACUCACUAUUCAAAUUCUGCUGGGGUUAUGCACUAUCUUAUUCGCACAGAACCAUUCACCACCCUUCAUAUCCAGCUUCAGAGUGGAAGGUUUGACUGUGCAGAUCGACAAUUCCAUUCCAUCCCUGCCACUUGGCAGGCUCUCAUGGACAAUCCAUAUGAUGUGAAAGAACUUAUUCCUGAAUUCUUCUAUUUCCCAGAGUUUUUGGAAAAUCAAAAUCAAUUUAACUUGGGUUGUCUACAAGUUUCCAAAGAUGUAGUAAAUGAUGUCAUUCUCCCCAAAUGGGCUAAGUCAGCUGAAGAUUUCAUCUAUAAACACAGGAAAGCUCUGGAGUCUGAAUAUGUUUCUGCUCAUCUUCAUGAAUGGAUAGAUCUGAUUUUUGGCUAUAAACAGAGGGGUCCAGCUGCAGUGGAAGCACUCAAUGUUUUCUAUUACUGUAGUUAUGAAGGAGCUGUGGAUCUAGAUGCCUUAACAGAUGAAAAGGAAAGAAAAGCCUUAGAAGGGAUGAUUAAUAAUUUUGGGCAAACACCUUGUCAACUGUUAAAGGAACCACAUCCUCCUAGAUUGUCAGCAGAGGAAGCAGUGCAGAAACAGGCCAAAACAGACACUUCAACCCUGAACCUAUUUCAGCACCUCUCCGAACUCAAGUCAUUUUUUAUAGAGGGAAUUAGUGAUGGUAUUCCACUAAUAAAGGCCAUUGUCCCCAAAAAUCAGUCUCGCUCUUUUAUGUCUCAAGGCAGUCCUGAGUUACUGAUAACAGUAAGCAUGAAUUAUGUUGUUGGAACCCAUGGAUGGCUGCCUUAUGACAGAAACAUUUCUAAUUACUUUACAUUCAUCAAAGAUCAAACUGUGACAAAUCCAAAAACUCAGCGUAGUAUGAAUGGUCCUUUUGCUCCAGGGCUGGAAAUAACUUCUAAGCUAUUCAUAGUAUCACAUGAUGCAAAGUUGCUUUUCAGUGCUGGACACUGGGAUAAUAGCAUUCAAGUGAUGUCACUUACAAAAGGCAAAACUAUCUCACACAAUAUUAGACACAUGGAUAUUGUUACUUGUUUAGCUACAGAUUAUUGUGGAAUACAUUUGAUUUCUGGUUCGAGAGACACUACAUGUAUGAUAUGGCAAAUAAUACAACAGGGAGGUGUUCCCGUGGGCUUAGCAUCGAAACCCUUUCAGAUUCUGUAUGGACACACUGAUGAGGUAUUGAGUGUUGGCAUCAGCACUGAACUUGACAUGGCAGUGUCAGGAUCAAGGGAUGGCACUGUGAUUAUACAUACCAUUCAGAAAGGUCAGUACAUGAGGACUUUACGACCACCUUGCGAGAGUUCUCUACUCCUCACUGUUCCUAAUUUGGCGAUAUCUUGGGAAGGACAUAUUGUCAUCUACUCCAGCAUUGAAGAAAAGACCAAUCUCAAGGAUAAGAGUGCACUACAUCUGUUUUCUGUAAAUGGCAAGUAUUUAGGGUCUCAAGUCCUGACAGAACAAAUAUCAGAUCUGUGUAUCACUGGAGAACACAUUAUCACGGGCAGUUUACAAGGUUUCCUGUCCAUAAGAGAUCUCCACAGUUUGAAUCUCAGCAUGAAUCCAUUAGCCAUGCGGAUGCCUAUCCACUGUGUUUGUGUAACCAAAGAAUCCAGCCACAUUCUUGUAGGAUUAGAAGAUGGCAAAUUGAUUGUAGUGGGUGUUGGCAAGCCAGCUGAGAUGCGUUCAGGUCAGCUUUCUCGAAAAUUGUGGGGAUCUAGCAAGCGGCUCAGCCAGAUUUCAGCUGGAGAAACUGAAUAUAAUACUCAAGAUUCCAAGUGAUUACUAUUUCCAUCUUCUGUCAUGGAUAACUGAAACUUGAUUUAUUGCUUUGUCACUUUAACCACAUCUCUCAACUAUCUGAAUGUUUCAGGGCUUUUAUCACUGAAAAUCAUUUAGGGAUUAUCAAAAUUGAAUAUGCAAUGUGUAUAAAGACAUAGGUUGUAUUAUUAGCCACUUUAAAAAUUUCUGGUUAAUAUUAAAUCCAGUUGUAUUGACUAAUUAUUGGUCUACACUAAGGUAGAUUUGAGAAAAUACAUUUGAAUUAGAUUUGUGGUUCAUUCCUAAAGAUCAUUAGAUCCAUUAAAAAAAAAAAAAAAAACUUCUAAAAAAUAAAGAAAUACCAUAUGAUUCCCUUAUUAUUCCAAACAACAAAAUUUAAGGUAUUUCUAAUAAAAUAGUACAGAUGAUGGGACAGUUGAGAGACAUGGCUUUUAAUAUAUUCUUUAGUUAAUCAUUUUCCUAUUUACUGACCACCAUAUUUAAAAAUAUAUCAGUUUAUUUAUGAAACUCCUGAUUGGAGGUAAUAUUUUAAAGGCAUCUGUUGCACACUUAGAUUUUCAAAACUCAGUGUAAAUUCCAGGUUUUCAUGAUAAGUUGACUAUAAGACUAUUGAAACCGGUACAUUGGGUCAUUCCACUACUGCUAGCAUAUUAUUAAUGAGAACUUAUUGAAAUGUAUUAUUAUAUGCUUAAAUAAUAAAGGUUGAGUAGGAAUAAGAGAAGCUGAGAUAUAUUUUGCAGGUGUAUUUCAUUAGUAGUAUAAUUAAGGAAAAAUGCUGAUUAUGAUUUUGACAGUUGGAUCCUUUAAGUAGCAUAGUUUAUUAUCUGCAAAGUUCAAAAUUUCUUGGUUUAUUCUUUACUAAGCAGAUACUAUGUUUCCCCAAUAAUUAGAAGUGUUAGCAAUGAUACCCAAAUACAUUAACAUUUUUACCUAGAACUUCCAUGUGAUUGAUACAUGAAUUAAAAAGAUAAUGCAUCAUUAAAGUAGUCACUUAGACAUAGUAAUUGUUAAAGACACGUUUCUAUUUCAUGUUAUGUAUAACUUUUAAGAUUAUAAUUAAUUUUAUUACACAUAGUUAAGUGUUACAUUAUGUUUUACUGUUCAAAAUUUUAAAGUAAAAUGCUGAUAAAUUUAUUUUGGAAUUCAAAGUGGUUGAUAAGCCUAGUGCUUUUAUAAGGUCAUCCUUUUGAGUUAGGUCAGAGAGCUUUUACAACUACAAGUGUCCUUAAUCUGAGAUACCACGGGUUUGGGGUAAUUUAUGAAUCCCCUGAAAUUGUGUGGAAAUUCUGUGUGUUAACUGCAGUUUUUUUUUUCAGGAGUGAGUGAGUGUGUGGCUUUCAUAAAGGGGUUUCUGAUCAGAAGGGGGAAAAAGAUAAUAAUAGCUUCUUAUAAAAUAAUAUUCCUUUUUAUUCCACAAAUCAUAGAUUUCCUUACAUCCAAUUCUCUUCUCCAUGGAAUCUUUGAGAACCUUUCCCUCUGCAAUUCUUCUGUUGCCCCCAGUAUCUAUUGCCCUUUUCUUUAUAAUUCUAUGAAUGAGUAAAAAAUUUAUGAGAAGUAAAGGAUUCUGUUUAGGGAAGCUUUUUGAAUAGAUAUGAUCUGUUCAAGUCAGGACUAAUAAAAAUUUAUAGAAGAAUUUUCUUUACAAUUAUUUAAAAUCCUCUGUUUUAUUCAGUGAAAACAAAAACAAAAAACCAUGUUUUAGAUAAGUAACACUGAAACAAACUGGUGCAGCAAGUAUAAAAUAGAGCACAUGUAAAUGUGAAGAUUUCCUUUUUAAGGGUUUCAGGAAUUUGUGAUGAAAAUGUCUCAAAUCAGUAAAGAUAAUUACGAUUUAUUGAAUUUAUUGCUUCUAUUUAUUUCAUUUUAUUUUUUCUAUUACAUUUUUUAGAAGGUUUCAAGUCAGCAAAACCAACAUGAUUGAUUUGGGGUAUUUUAAAUGUUAAUUUUUAAAAAAACUUUUCUGAAUCAAAACUUCGGAAAUUUUUCUUUUGCUUACUUAUCCAUUGACUAUGGUAUAGUGUUGCCUUCUUUAUUUUUAAGGUUACUUAAUAAUGGUUUUAGAAUUAUUUUGGAAAGUUAUAAAGAAGUUUAACUGAAAUUAUUAGGGAAAAAUUCCUAAAUUUAUGAUGUUUUAAAAUUACCAGGGAAAAAUUCCUAAAUUUAUGGUGUUUUACUUUGCUGCUUUUUAGAUUGAAGAACCAAACAAGCAGUAUUCAUUUUAUAUCACAAAUAGAAGACCCUUUGUUCACAGUAAAAUAAAUAUCCUACCUAGACUAACAAUAGAUGUUUAGAGCUAUGGAAUUCUUCCUUAUAUUACUUUUUCCAAAAAAGUGAAAACCAAAAAUGUAGGAUUUUGAGGAAAAUCUGAUAAUACUAGCAACAGUCUAAAGGAAUGGAAGUUAACUUUAUCUAUUAAACAAAUACAGUAGAACCAUUAGUUGAAUAAUAUAAACCUCUUUUAAACAGUGUAGCCCACUGAAUUAAUUAAAAAAAUGACCAGAUAAAAUCACUGAAAAGAUAUACUUUGGGGAUUCUGGUGUAUUUAGAUGUUAUCCAUAGAAACGGUUUCUGCUUAUAUAAUGGGAGAAGUGAACAACAGUGUGAUGAAAAUGGAAUAACAAGUAGACAUUUCAGUUGAUAAAUACAGUAUCUCAACUUGGCUGCUAUGAAGUUUGUUGUCUAAAGAAACUUUCAUCUGCUUUUGUUUCUUGACACUGGUAAUAAUGAUGGAAAUAAAAAUCUCAGCAUCCUGUGAUAGGAAGAGAUUUAUACUAAAAUAAUGAUUUUACUUUUAGAAAGUGAGAUUUAAAAUAUUAAAGCAUAUAAUACCUGUGUUCAUUUAGAAAAUAAAGCAAACUUUCAACUCUCCAAUCAGUAUUCUGUCAUUACUUAGAUAAAAUUGGAGGAGAGAAGGAAAAAUAGAUCAGGGCAUGGGAAUUAGAAAAGUAUAUAAAAAUAAAGCUUGUCCAGUUGGUUUAAAAUCUUUUUAAGCCUAGGAAGCUUGUGUCAGCUAUUAUUAAGUGUCUAUUUACUUCCAUUAGGUCACAGUGUUUUUUUUUUAGGUCACAGCCUUUUGUCAGAGAGAAAAAUGCCAGAUAUUCAUGUGUCAUCAGCAAGAAACAUCAGUGAGGCUUCCUUUUUUUCUGUUAGGCAUACAACAAUUAUCCUUAAGAGACUGGUAUUGAAAGUUACUUUUACAUUUCUGAAGCAAUAAGUGUACCCUCAUAAUUAAUUAGAAUUCAGAUUUGAAAGUUAAAUCUUAAGCUAAGAUUUUUUUUUAUAUUUUACUUGAAUAGGAGUAAGCAGAGAAAAUUUUAACUUGAAUACCAGAUUUUUAUUUAAUGAUGAUCGACACAUGGCCUUUGUCCUGAAGUGUAUUUUAUAUUGUGACUAAAGAAAUCACUCAUGAAAAUCUUCUAGUUAAAUUUAAAGAGGUUAACUCCUUUUAUAUAUUUACUUUCACGAAAUGAGUAGCAUUGUCUUUAUCACCUUUCCAAUGAAAAGAUGCAAGUACAUGGACUACAUUAAACAUAAAUAUUAGAUAAUAUGUACUAUCAUAGGGUAUGUGUACGAGUGAGUGAAGGUUGGUCUCUUCAAAUACAUCAGUAAAUUUGUCUUCCAUUAAUUCUUAAACCUGUCUGUAGGAUGUAAUUUUUGAUACAAGAAAUGAAAUAAAUUAUUUUUCUUUUCUAAAUCUAAUCCUUUGUUUUCCUCUUAUCAGCCAGACUCCUAGCUUGUCCUAAUUUACUGUUCCUUUCAUCCACUGACUCUGUUCUUUCCCAGUAAGUAGCCAAUCUUAAAUAUUUAUCACUCUCAACAAGUAUCCACUCUCAGUAUUCUUUUUUGCCUAAUUCGUUUAUCGUAUGUACCCAGCAUUUGCUUUGCUUUAAAUUUGAUCCCAUCCAGAACAUUGUUCUGAAGAGUUUUUCUGUAUCAGAGUCCUGGUGGUGCUUUUUCUGAUGACAUUGUUGCAACAACAGUAUAGUGUUACCAGUCAUCAUUUCAAUAUUGUUAAAAUGUUGGCCACAACUUUAGUUCUUUAAUUUGAAUCCAGCAUUUUCUAAGCCAGUGUUUCUUCAUUGAGAUUGUAGAUCAGACUUGUCCAUGAAGAUAGAUAGAUAGAUAGAUAGAUAGAUAGAUAGAUAGAUAGAUAGAUAGACAGACACACACACACAAACACACAGAAGUUUAGGCACUGUUCUGGACUUUCUGAAUCUCUUGGUACAAAAAAAAUUAUCCCAGAAUUUAUAUGUUGUCUUAAAAUAUUUUCUGCUAUAGAAAUUAUAUCCAUCCAUUUUUAGGAAUCAUUGCAUAUUCACAGGCUUAUAUGAAACUAGGUUUAAUCUUUGUCCUUGGAAACAUUUUGUCUAAAAUUUGCUUGGAAUGGCUUUCCUAUCUUCAUUUUGCUUGCCACCACAACAACCAAAUUUCCUUUUCAGUUGCAUCAUUCUUAUAAUUUUCUUCAAACCUGCCAUAUUUGAAUAUUCUAACUAAUAGUGGUUCCAACAAAAAAGAUUUUAUGCCGCUUGCUUAUAUUAGUUCCUAGUGACUGUUAGUGAAUAUUUUUGCAUAUUUGAAUUUGGUAACAUUUUCAAGUAUCAAUAAAAAGCAUGAUUUACAAAAUGCUAGGUUUAAAAAUACAAUUGGAUCUCGUAUAGCCUUAAAGGAAAUGAUAUAAUUUUUCUAAUUAAAAAGCAUUGGGUAUAUAUAUUCCCUAAGUACUUCUGAUGACUUUAUGGAAAUAAUCUUUAAUUUUUUUCAUAUAAAAAGUCCUAGUAUUUCAGAAAAUAAAUCAUUGACAUUUAAGAUAUUUAGGCAUAUAUUGGAAACAAUGCAAUUUUUCUACAUUAAAAAUAUAAGGCCAUCCUAGAUAUAGGAGUUACAUGAUUUUCUUCAGGAUAAGAACCUGUGUAAAAGUGGCUAUAUUAUACAUUUUUUGGUUAGAUUGUAUAAAUCAUCAGACAUAUCUUAGGUUAUCUCACUGAUAUUUGUUACAUGUGGGUGAUUUCUAAACAGGAUUUGGACCUAUGAAGCAAAUGGCUGUAGUAAAAAUUAAAAGGACAGAAAUCAACUGCGUUUAUUUUUGUCUUAAUGCCUAUAAUCUUAAGAACUGAAAAUUCAAAGGAACAAGUAGAAAGUUACUAAUCUAACAUUUGUUUUCUGUGGUAUAGUUUUAAUGUUUCCUUGGAAACUUACUUUGUAAAUAUUACCGUAAUAACACUAACAACAGCACAGUUAUGUCAUUGAAAGAAUUACCCAUUCAGUUUUCAAAGUUGACUAUUAAUGGAGUUUGGGGUGUGUUUGUGUGUGUGUUUUCACUUAUAAUAUAAUGGCUGUCACAUUAUUUAAAAUUUAUAACUAUUUUUGAACAUACAAAAUGAUUAUCACCUUAUUCCAAUGUAGCAUUGUAAUUUGAGAAUAAAAAACAAGUUAGGAUUUAGGUAGGGUUGAAAAAUAAAAUUAUAUUUUAUUGUUUUAAAUAAAAACUUUAAAAGUCUUAUUCCAAGUGGACGUUUUAAAAUUUUAUUUUGGCAAUAUCUUUCAACUUAAUAUGUAUUAAAACCAGAGGUUCUCUGAUAGCCAGUUAUUAACUAGGUAAUAUUAAAAUGCUAUUUUUUAUGUUCCUUCCCUUGGAAAUAUUUCCCACACCAUCCAAGCAAUAUGUUUUAAGACUUAGGGGGCUCAACCUACAAAUUCAACAUAUGCACAUCUUGCAUUUUGAAGGAAAAGAACUUAUCUGUGAUGGCCGCCAUUUUGCUCUUCAGAAUGCUAAAAUUAUAUUAAUCAAUAAAUACUUCAGAAAAUGGUUCUGGUAAGGAGAUACCAGUUGUCACACUUAACUGAAAAAAUUCAGCCUCUUAAAUUCUUAUAUAGGGAUUAAAGAGAAUAACUAUUUCUUCCUCUGGGGUUUUGAUUGCUUUUUAAAAUAUUUAUAAUAGUGUCUACCUUUUUUCCAAAAUUAUGGCAUAUUACAGCAAAGAUCUUACUAUCAAAGAUCUUUCACAUUUUAGACUUUUUCUUCCGUAUUCUGCAUUUUACUGUUUUCUGUGAUUCAGAAAUACUAUCACCAAAAAUAUCUUUGGAUACUGUUUAUUUUAUAGUUAGCUUUAUGUAAGAAAAACUGUUACAAAAUUGUAUGGCUGUCUGUUGUCUUCAGAAACUCUUAAGGAGUAUGGCUUUCUUUUCCCCAGUUGUACGCUUUUUAUAUAGUUGGAGUAAAACAAUUAGCAAAAAGUAAGCAGAGAUCUAGCUAGACCGUCCUUUUCUAUCAGAUGCUUUGCUACAGAAAUGAAUCGAUUAAGACAGAAAACUAUCAAACAUAUAUGUUUGUCUCUUAGGUCAGUUUUUCUGGGACCCAGAUUAAACAGGAACAUUUCAGUGUUAUCACAGAUGGUGACAGUGACUUGAAUUCAUAUAUAUGCACAUAAAGGAGGAUAGCUGAAAAUUCGGAAUUACUUGUUAUAAAAAAAAACACUUGCAAAUCGUGCUGCUACUUAAAUAUUUAAGCAAUUCAGAAAGUUGUGUAGUUAUCAUAAAAUGGUCCUUCUCAUUUAUAUUACUGGAAUUGACCAUGAGAAAGAAUAUCAAGCCUUAUUUAUAUCUAAUUAUUGACUGCAAACUGUGACUCAAUAUUUGUAUGCCAAAAAAAGUGGUCUUAAAGUUGAGAAAAUUUUAGAUUUAAUAAAAAUGUGUAAAUUUUGAUUAGUCUUCUCAUUAAAAUGAAGUUACUGUUAAUUUGGUGCAAUACAUUCUUUCCUUCCUCAUCCUUUUAAGAUUAAAUAUAUAAGUUGUAUAUUUUAUUUUGUUACAUUGAGUGCUGUUUUAAAUUUUUCAGAGUGUAUAUAUGAGUUAAUAUUUGUUUCUGUAUAGCAUGAUUGAAGAUAAUUGAGAAUUUUGCACUUUUUUUAGUCCUUUGGAAAUUUGUAUUCUAACAGCUUUUAAGAAUGUACAUUUAUUUUGUACAUAAUACAUUAGCUUUGUGUAUUAAAUGGGUUUAAAUCAAAUAAAAAAAUGAUGUUACUUUCUUCA